CGAAACGUCUUCAACAUCUCCAAAAUGUCCGACAACAACAACCAACAGCAACCGCAACAGCAGCAGUCUCAGGGCUCUCAGCCUGGCCUCAUUGGCAGUCACUACCAAUACGCCAAGGGCGCUGCCGAAGCCACCGUCGGUGUUCUCACUGGCUCCCACGCAUGGAAGGCUUCAGGCGAACAAGACAAGGCAGCAGGUCUGGCCGCGUUGAAGAAGGUUGGAGAGAUGAGAGAGCAGCAAGACCCCAACCAUGAGCAUGGCUACGGCAGGGCCGAGGAGAUUGCAGGCAAGGUCACUGGAUGCCAGGGCAUGGAGAGGGAAGGUCACGCCAGCGUUCAGAAGAAGGAUUAGGCUCGAAGCAUUUGAGAGGAAGCCAACGUGUGUACACUAGUGAUACGAGACGAUGGCGAUGAGUUGUGCUAUCGAAGAUAAUGAAGUUGAACAUUUCGCAACCU
Fusarium vanettenii 77-13-4 is the source of this 455-nucleotide messenger RNA. RefSeq lists its product as uncharacterized. The transcript is spliced from 2 exons. NCBI's taxonomy places the organism in Eukaryota, Fungi, Ascomycota, Sordariomycetes, Hypocreales, Nectriaceae. The coding region runs from base 25 to 351 and encodes 108 amino acids. The record is from RefSeq and is a predicted model, not a curated record.